AUGAACCUCAUUUUGUCGGCUAUUCUGCCGGCUUUUGCAACCGCAGCAUUAGCUUCGCCUUCUGUCACGAUUGAUGCUGGUACCCUUCAGGGAGGACAGUGCGAAAAUACACAAAAUGCAGUCUACUACAAGGCAAUUCCCUAUGCGGAACCUCCGGUUGGAGACCUACGGUUCGAACCUCCAAAGGCCUACAAUAAACACUACCCUAAUGGGAAACUUGAUGCGACUACGGCACCUGCCUCCUGCAUUCAGUUCGGAGCCGAGUUUGACGCUACAGGUGCUCUAAGUGAAGACUGUCUUUACCUGGAUGUUUGGACUCCAUCUGAUGCCACCAAAGACUCGAAUCUUCCGGUCAAAGUCUGGAUCUACGGUGGAUCAGACACGUCUGGCGGAAUCUCGAAAGGCCUGUUUGAUGGCUGCAACACUGCAGCGGAUGGUUCAAUUUUGGUAUCAAUCAACUACAGACUUGGACCUCUAGGCUUCAUGGCGCUCAACAGUGCCGGAAUAUAUGGUAACCAAGGAAUUCAAGAUCUUCUUCUCGGAUUGGAGUGGGUCCAAGACAACAUCGCCGCUUUUGGAGGUGACCCAAAUAAGGUACUUCUGUUCGGUCAAUCGGCCGGUGCUGAGGACGCAUUUAUUAUUGCCUCUCUUCCCCAAGCACCGUCUUUCUUCAACAGUGUCAUCAUGGAAUCGGGCGCCGGAAAAAGGCUCCUCCACAAUUCGACAAUUCAAAGUGUUGGUGCAUCAUAUGCUCAAACACUUAAGUGCAGUUCCGAUGAUAAAGCCUGUCUACAGUCCAGGACUGUUUCUGACUUGAGAAAGGCGUACAAUGGUGAUACCUUUUUGCAUGAGGGAAUUGGAGCAGGUGGAGCACUCGCUAUCACCACCUCGGGGACACAUGCUUUCUAUCCCUAUGUGGAUGGAAAUGUCAUCCCUGAAGAGCCCUUGAGUCGCGGGGUACAAGUGCCGGCGGUCUUUGGAUCCAACAAAAAUGAGGGAGUCAUUUAUGCCGCCGCCACGGUCAAAAGCCUAUCGAAUGGCAAAAGUUUAACGCCAUCUCUAUACAAGUCCUUCCUUCGCAAUAACUUUGGUAGCGCUGCUGGGAUUAUUGAGAAAUACUACCCUCUCUCUAUGUUCGAAGCUCUCGCCGGUGGAAAUGCCCACUAUGGUGUGCUUUACGCCAUAGCACAGGUCAUAACCGAUGCCGACUACAAGUGUGUGGCAUACGAGGGUUUGGUGUCAGCCGCACUCAACAACAUUCCCGUUUGGACAUAUGAGUAUACUCACAACAACACAUGCCCGUGGUUGGGCACCCUGAAACAGCUCCAGGGCCAUCCGGAGGAAAUGGCGCUAGUGGGUGCCACUCAUACCGCCGAAAUUCCGUUCGUCUUCGGUAACAUGAACAAUCAACCUCUUCCUGGGGGUACUUGCAAUGCCACAGAAGACGAGGACAACCUCAGCAAGCAGAUGAUGAGCUUGUGGACGGCAAUGGCAGAAAAUGCCGAUCCGUCGACCGAUGCCAUCCAUUGGCCACAAUUCGUUCUAGAAAAGAAUGCGUCGAGUCCCGGAUUGAUUUUCGCAGAUUCAACCCUACCUGGCCAAGUCGAUUACAAGGCUUGUAAACUGUGGUCCAAAGUUUACGACCUUAUUGAAGCAGAUAAUAGUACAGCCACGGCUACAGCCACGAGUACAGGCAUGGCUACAGGCACGGCUACGCCAAUCAGUGGCAGCGGAAAACCAACGGCCUCGCCGCCUGCUACUCCUCCGGCCAACGGUGCAGCAACCUCUAUGCCUGCAACUGGUGGAUUCCUUGCCUUGAGUCUGCUAUUGACGGUUGUAGUUGCAUAG
Penicillium riverlandense is the source of this 1848-nucleotide messenger RNA. RefSeq lists its product as uncharacterized. Bases 1 to 1848 code for a protein of 615 amino acids. The record is from RefSeq and is a predicted model, not a curated record. Lineage: Eukaryota; Fungi; Ascomycota; Eurotiomycetes; Eurotiales; Aspergillaceae. The transcript has 5 exons.